AAUUCGUCUUUGCAAUUCUGGGUUAGUUUCUGUUUCCGAUUGCGAGCCGUUUCGCAAAUAUAUCUUGAGUGUAAAUUGUCAGCGGAUGUUGAAGUAUGUAUCGCAUCGAGUUCAUUACGCCAUGGAUUCGUAUGAGGAGGCAGGAAGUUAACAUACGAAACGAGAUGAAACGUUUAAAAGUCGUAGAACCAUCGACUGAGCGAUACUCGACGACAUACUUUGAUAAUCGUAAGCGGGAGAAGAGAAUUACUGACACAAGACUGGCGUAUGAUCGUUUGCACGACGUAACUCCCUUCGAUCCGAGUAAACCGCGAUGUGAUCGCACGAAGCCGCAUUUCAUUUGGGCGGAGAUACAUGAGGAGAACAAACGUCACGUUGUGCCAAUGACUGCUAAUCACUGGUACGGUCGACCGAAUAGAGUCCAAAUCGAUUAUCCCGACAUGAGAUUUGCUCGAUCGAGCAAAACCAGAGAUUUCUACAGUCGGAAUCAUCUCAUCUUGAUUCUUGAUAGAGCAGAACGAGAAACUUUCUAAGUUGAAUACCUUCCUUGCUUCACGAAACGUUAAGCGAAAUCUGUAAUCUGCAUAUUU
Molecule: messenger RNA, 590 nt
Organism: Mycetomoellerius zeteki
Lineage: Eukaryota; Metazoa; Arthropoda; Insecta; Hymenoptera; Formicidae
Exons: 3
Coding region: 96-533 (145 amino acids)
Source: RefSeq, a predicted model, not a curated record